UCCUCCUCCUUCCGACCAACUCCCUCUUGAUCGUGUUUUCUGGAAAAAGGUACAAUUUAUUGGCAUUUGCCGUAUAAAAGUUGACGAUCUGUCUGCGUUCGGUAGCAGUACCAGUUUGGGGUUCAUUUAGGAACAUUGAGUUGAUUUGUUGUGUGGUCCAGCAGUGACUUGCAAAACUUGCGGCGAAAUGGCCACUUCCGCGCAAAUGUUCGUUAAUACCGUGAUUGUCGUGAGUGUGAUCUUGGGGUUCGUGUCCGGGGCGAUUAGUGAAAAGUCCAGGAAGAUCUGUGACAACAAGUACAGUUUAACCUGUUUGAAGCUGGAGAUCGUGUCGUUCUUGGAGCGGAUAUCGGACCAGAGCGAGUACAACCUCAUGUCCGGGGUCAGUGUGGUGAAGGACAACACCGUGAAUGUGACCAAAACGGCGGAGAUCAUCGCGGAAGUUUCGCGGAUAUUCCCUGCCGACCCGAACAAGCGGCUGGACGAGUUCCUGAUCGUCAAGUUGAACGACUACCUGAAGAGUCACUCGCUGCGGCUGAAACUGAUGGACAACGAAGCCAUGGAGAAGGCCCGUGACCUGUUCGAGGGGCGCAAGGGCAAGCUGGGCAAGAAGGGCGGUCUGGAGACGAUGAUCGCGGCUGCCAUGAUGAUGAAGGGAACCCUCGGUGCAAUUGCCCUCGGAACCCUUGCCCUGAUCGCCGGCAAGGCCCUCAUGACGGGCCUCCUCGCGAUGACCCUGGCCACGAUCGUAGGUCUCAAGUCGCUAACCAGCGGCGGCGGCGGUGGUCACAAAUCAACAACGUACGAAAUCGUAGCCAAACCCGUGUACUCGCACUCGUCCCACGCCGAUCAGCAGGAGGACAUCGGAGUGCACCCGUCCGGGUUCAGCGCGGCCAGCUGGGGACGAUCCCAGCGGCUGGAGGUGCCAAAGUACUGAGAGCUUGUUGGGACCGACCACCAGAGGGACGACGACGAGCUUUCUCUCUUUUCACCCGACUUUCGUUAGCUCUCUUUCUCCCGGUUUCCGAAGUGAAGCUUUGGAUUUCGAAAUCGCCUGGCAUCUAGGCUGAUACGUGUUCGAAAGCUUUACUGCAUCUGGGAAGAAAGUUUCUUAAAUUUCUCUUUACCUGAAUCUUUGUCGAACUUGAACGAUGCAACGUAUUUAUUGUGAUACAGUAUUAAUUAAUCCCUAAUUUGUGUAUGAUGAAUGUAUUUAAGCUCCAACUGAUAAUUUA
Molecule: messenger RNA, 1235 nt
Organism: Culex pipiens pallens (northern house mosquito)
Lineage: Eukaryota; Metazoa; Arthropoda; Insecta; Diptera; Culicidae
Gene: Osi16
Exons: 2
Coding region: 188-937 (249 amino acids)
Source: RefSeq, a predicted model, not a curated record